AUGAAUAAUUCAAAUGCAAAGAAGAAUGACCUCAGUGUCUAUGCUCACUUAUUUCACAAGGCGUUAACGAAGAACAUUCGAGUGCUUUAUUCGGAAUGGUUAACUCGAGCAUGUGCACAGUCCUACAGUGAUUUCGUUUCAGAGGUUCACAAAGUGUUCAGCCACGAAAUUGAACGAGCCAACAAAUACUACCCUCUCAUCCGUGAGCAACUAGUCCACCUUUUUGGUGAAGUUAUUGUCCAAUAUCAAGGGGACUUCCUAAGCGUUAGGGUUACCGAGAUGGUUAACACCAAACAGGAGGAUGGCGCGUUGAUUAGUAGUAGUAUCUCCACCAUCAUCAUUGUACUGCACCGACUCUAUCAGCUUCUCAGGACAACUAAUCGGCCGGCAACGUUACAGCCCUUACUUGUUGUACUCGUGAAAACGAAGGUCAGCUCCACUCUAGCCGGCAUUCCUAAUGAAAUGUAUGCAAGUUGUCAAUUGAGGGCAGUAAUGGCCUCUUGUUCAUGUGUGUCUCUGUGUAUGCGUGUAUGUGUGAGACAAAAUGGUUUCUUCUUGUUUUGGGUUCACACAUAUUUUGUGAGCAAAUUACUGGCAGAACGCGAACAAUUUGUGGAGUUGAUUGACCAAUCUCACGAGGGAGCUCCAUCUUUCCGUGACGAAAUGGACGAGGCUAUCAAAUAG
Rodentolepis nana is the source of this 684-nucleotide messenger RNA. NCBI's taxonomy places the organism in Eukaryota, Metazoa, Platyhelminthes, Cestoda, Cyclophyllidea, Hymenolepididae. The record is from the annotation of a GenBank genome assembly.